Helicoverpa zea (corn earworm) is the source of this 576-nucleotide messenger RNA. Its product is annotated as cytochrome c oxidase subunit 7A-related protein, mitochondrial-like. Gene Ontology annotation, biological process: mitochondrial electron transport, cytochrome c to oxygen; mitochondrial respirasome assembly; regulation of oxidative phosphorylation. The transcript is spliced from 3 exons. The coding region runs from base 94 to 480 and encodes 128 amino acids. The record is from RefSeq and is a predicted model, not a curated record. Lineage: Eukaryota; Metazoa; Arthropoda; Insecta; Lepidoptera; Noctuidae.
AACGCACCUUCUGAUAAGUACUUGUUUCGUAAUCGCUAGAUUUUCAGGCACUGUGCGAGUCUAAAGUAGAUUUUCUUUCCAUCAAAGCUUAAAAUGUAUCAUCAACUUAGCCGUGCUACUGGAAGGCUGGUUGCCUCAACCCACUUGCAAAGUCCGCUUUUCCCCGUGGCACCAAUUGCUUUACAACGAGUGGAACCGCCAACCAUCCUGUACAACACUACUCACAUGUCGACUGUAGCAGACGCUUGCCCAGCACCUGGCAAGACUAGGCUGAUCCCCGGCACCAACACUCCCUACGCCCCAGUAUCGGAUAAGAUUCGUCAACUACAGAAGCAGUUCCAGAAAGAAGAUGACGUGCCCGUGUUCCUGAAGGGAGGCCCUCUCGAUGGUAUCCUGUACCGAUUGACCAUGGCUCUCUGCAUUGUGGGCCUUGUUGGUGUUGGCCACACCAUCUACACCCAUGCUGUACCCAAGAAGUAAAUACAUGAAUAAAUCAAUUUCUAAAUUAUGUAUUAGCUGCCUGUGUUAAGUGUGUCUCAGCACUGUGAUUAGAAAUAUAUACCAUGUAAAACAGUC